GAAGUGUCUCCUCUCCCAUAAUGUCGCAGCAACGCGUCCUCCCUCAGAGUAAAGAAACCCUCCUUCAGUCCUUUAAUAAAAGGUUGAAAGAUGAUAUCAAGUCCAUCAUGGAUAACUUCACAGAGAUCAUCAAGACUGCAAAGAUUGAAGAAGAAACUCAGGUGUCUCGGGCAACCCAAGGCGAGCAAGACAACUAUGAAAUGCACGUCAGAGCAGCAAACAUUGUCCGGGCUGGGGAGUCCCUCAUGAAGCUCGUCUCUGACCUGAAGCAGUUCCUGAUCCUCAAUGACUUCCCCUCCGUCAACGAGGCCAUCAACCAGCGCACCCAGCAGCUGCGCGGCCUGCAGGAGGAGUGCGACAAGAAACUGAUCACGCUACGGGACGAGAUCUCCAUCGACCUCUACGAGUUGGAAGAAGAGUAUUACUCUUCCAGCUACAGCCUGUGCGACGGCAAUGACCUUCCGCUGUGUGAGGCGUACUGGCGACAAGAACCUGCCGGGGGCUCCCCUGAAGGCCUCCCCAUGCCUCUGGUAGCUGCCAUGAUGGAGCAGAAUGUCCCGGCACCCCAGGGGCCCACCCCCUCGCACCCUCACGUCAAUGGGCAUGGAGCAGCCCCCACGGAGCAUGCCUAAAAAGGACUCCUCUGCC
This is a messenger RNA of Euleptes europaea (tarantolino), 648 nucleotides long. It is a transcript of the gene MED22, whose product is annotated as mediator complex subunit 22. NCBI's taxonomy places the organism in Eukaryota, Metazoa, Chordata, Lepidosauria, Squamata, Sphaerodactylidae. The record is from RefSeq and is a predicted model, not a curated record. The transcript has 4 exons. The coding region runs from base 21 to 632 and encodes 203 amino acids. Gene Ontology annotation, cellular component: mediator complex. Gene Ontology annotation, biological process: regulation of transcription by RNA polymerase II. Gene Ontology annotation, molecular function: transcription coregulator activity.